AAUUUUAGUCUUGAGGCUGAGAAAAGAGUAUGGAAAUAUUAGAGGUGGCGGUUGAGGGCGUGAAGUGCAGGCGCUGUUGCGAAAAGAUCGAGGAUGUCGUCAAGCUGGUGAACGGCGUGGAUAGCGUGCAGAUGGACCUUGCUCGAAAGCGUGCCACGGUGUACGGAAAGGCAAGAUUGGAGGAAGUUAGGUCGGCCGUGGAAAGUUUAGGUUAUAAAGUGCUCUCGUUAGAAGUGAGGGACGCAGAAGGAUAUAGAGUGGACCUGGGGCGGUAUUCACCAGAAAGACUGGGCGACGGCGUGGCGAACGAGGGCAUAGAGUUGAGAGACAUUUCUAUUUUUAGAGAGGAUGGUUCUUCGCCUUCAAAAGUUGACUAUGUGGUCUUCAAUGUGAGGGGCAUGACGUGCAAGUCGUGCGCGAGCAAGAUAGAAGAGCAUUUGAGGGGGCUGUCUGGAGUCGUGUCCGUCCACGUUGGGUUUUUGGUGAACCAAGUUGAGGUUCGGUACGUGACACAUUUGCAGACGCCUGAAAACAUACGGUUCGAACUGGUCAAAUUGGGGUAUCCGGCUAAGGUGUUGGUCACGAGGAGAGACGUGCUGUUGCUGAGUGUUUGGUCCGGCAGCUUGGAGGUUGCGGGGGAUGAGUUGAAGAGAGACUUGUGCGAGAAGAAAGGAAUCAAAGAAGUCAAAAUAGAAGAGGAGAACAGAAUUCGAGUGGUGUACGACUCCAUGCACAUUGGCGCGCGCGACAUUCUCUCCAUUGUGUCAGGGGAGUACAAGCUGGGUACCACGCUCGCGGACGAACGAGAAAGUCCUGUCGCCGAACAAGAACUCGCCAUGUACAAAAAAAAGAUGGUACAAUGUGCUAUUUUUGGUGGAUUGGUGACGUUGUUGAUGGGGUUAAUGUGGUUCCCUGAAGUCGCGGAGGCGCUGAUGAAGCCGCGCGUUUACGUCUUGUCUAUUGAAGACUUGGUCAUGUUCACGUGCGCGACUGUGAUUCAGUUUUGGGUGGCGGACCACUUUUACGUGUCUAGUUGGACGGCGUUGAAGAACAAGAGGUCCAACAUGAACAUGCUGAUAUUGCUGGCGACGCUGUGCGCGUACUUCUAUUCCUUCUUCGUGAUGCUGUCCUACUUGUUCAACCCGUCGUCCGGGGAGCAUCCUGAGACCUUUUUCGACGUGCCGGGCAUGAUGAUUCCCAUCGUGUUGACGGGGAGGUAUUUGGAGUGCGUCGCGAAGGGAAAACUCAGCAAAACCAUCCGCAGUCUGUCCAAGACGAAUCAAGAGACUUACCUGCUGACGACUGGCGAGUUUCGAAACGGAAGGUUCGUUGAAGCGGGACCGGACCGAGUCAUCGACUCGCGCUUGAUACAGAGAGGAGACGUCAUCAGAAUUCUGCGAGGGAACGUAAUACCGGUGGAUGGAGAAAUCGUCGACGGGGAGUCCACCAUCAACGAGAGCGUGCUUACGGGAGAGUCAAUUCCUGUAGUGAAAAGCGUCGGUGACGAUGUGUACGCACAAACGACCAAUGAAGAAGACACAAUUUUGGUCCGAGCUGUCAGUGUGGGCAACAACACACAAGCUGCGCAAAUUAUGCAAUACAUGAGAGACACUCAAGGCGAAAAGGCCGCGAUCGAAAGGUUUGCCGACACCGUCGCGGAGUAUAUGAUACCAACUGUUUUGGCUCUGUCUGCCAUCGCGUUCGUAGUGUGGUUCCUGUUGGGCGCGUUCCAUGUAUUUGUUCCCCCCAACAACACCACCUCGUUCCAGUUCGCUCUGCUUCGCGCCAUUUCGGUUCUGGUCAUCACCUGUCCGUGCGCGUUCGGCCUGGCGACGCCCACCGCCGUCGCUGUAGGCACCGACGUAGGCGCCAAGCUCGGCAUCAUCUUCAAGGGCGGGCGCUACCUGGAAACGGCGCACCGACUCACCUCCAUAUGCUUCGACAAAACGGGCACACUCACCUUGGGAACUCUCCACGUCGCCCUGUACGAACUGUUCGAUCUCGAAAAGUAUUUUCCGACUCUGGAUCCUCAGAUGUUCCACCAACUCGUCCGCACCGCGGAGUCAAACGUAAAACACCCCAUAUCCAAGGCCAUCAUUCACUACCUCUCCACGCAAAUAUUCGUACAACCCGCGCCCGGCUCGCGAGAACCAAACGCGUCUUUCCAACCAAAACACCUCUCAAACGUCGUCGUACUCGACGGACUGGGCAUCAAGUGUCUCGCUCUCGGCCAAUACGAAAUGGCCAUCGGCAACCGACGACUCAUGAACGAGCUCAAGUGUCACCUCCCCGAUUCAGUCCAGCUCAGACUGCUCGUCCUAGAACAGCAAAUGACGUGCGUCCUGGUCUCUCUAAACCGAGUCGUUGUCGCCAUCUUCGGUCUGACCAACCGCCUUCGUCCCGACGCCUCCUUUGUCGUCCACGCACUCUCCAAGCAAGGAAUCGACGUCUGGCUCCUCUCCGGAGACACCAACUUCGUAGUCGACGUGGCCGCAAAACAAGUCGGCAUCCAAAACGUCCUUUCGUCCGCUCUUCCAAUCGACAAGGCCGAAAAAAUAAAAGAAAUCCAGACCUCUCGCGGCCGCUCUGUCGUCGGCAUGGUAGGCGACGGCGUCAACGACCUUCCCGCACUCCAAGCAGCGGACAUCGGGAUCAUCAUCGGCGCCGGACAAAACACGAACAUGUCCACGGAAGCCGUAAAUAUCGCCCUUCUCAAAAACAAUCUGGUCGACCUCUUAACGGCUAUGGACCUGUCAAAAAAAACGUUUCAAAAAAUUCAAUUCAACUACAUCUGGGCAAUGGGAUACAACUUGGUCGAGAUCCCACUCGCUGCCGGUGUCUUUUAUCCCCUGGGUAUCACGCUAUCCCCAAUCCUGGCCGGAAUCUUCAUGGCGCUCUCGAGUCUCUCCGUCAUCUUCUCCUCUCUGACACUCCACUGGUACAAAAAAACGGAUCAAGUCGUUCAAAUCGAAAGGAUCGUCUCUCAAACGCUCUCCUCCAGUCGCUCGAUGCCUUGAUGUCCACGUCAACCCCCUCUCCAACGCGCGGAAGCCACAAGGUGAACUCAAAAAUAAGCGGCAUGAUUCUCUCAAUUGUAAUGCGAAAAAUACAAGAAUGCUAACCUUGUACCACGCACAUAUAAUAAAUCCUGUCGCCUUCUCUGA
Schistocerca gregaria is the source of this 3164-nucleotide messenger RNA. RefSeq lists its product as uncharacterized. NCBI's taxonomy places the organism in Eukaryota, Metazoa, Arthropoda, Insecta, Orthoptera, Acrididae. Gene Ontology annotation, biological process: monoatomic cation transport. Bases 30 to 3017 code for a protein of 995 amino acids. Gene Ontology annotation, molecular function: ATP binding; ATP hydrolysis activity; ATPase-coupled monoatomic cation transmembrane transporter activity. Gene Ontology annotation, cellular component: membrane. The record is from RefSeq and is a predicted model, not a curated record. The transcript is spliced from 3 exons.